Messenger RNA from Sordaria macrospora k-hell, 2526 nucleotides. RefSeq lists its product as uncharacterized. Gene Ontology annotation, biological process: DNA-templated transcription; regulation of DNA-templated transcription. The record is from RefSeq and is a predicted model, not a curated record. NCBI's taxonomy places the organism in Eukaryota, Fungi, Ascomycota, Sordariomycetes, Sordariales, Sordariaceae. Gene Ontology annotation, molecular function: DNA-binding transcription factor activity, RNA polymerase II-specific; zinc ion binding; DNA binding.
AUGUGGAUGUCUGGGCAUCCUGCUGUCGGUGACAAUCAGCGGAAGCGCCUCGGCAACGGCAGCAGUGGACGUGCUGGCUCGAUGAAUCCGCAUCCACAUCCGCUCUUGUCAACGGAGCCGGUCACCGUGCCCGCAUCCGCAUCCGCAUCCACUUCGGUAUCCGCUACCUCCGCACAGCCAAGAAAUGUGCCGGGUCCCGCUCCGGUGGAUACUAACAACAGAUCCCGGCCCGGGCCCGUUCUGACCCAUCCUGGCUAUCCGGGGCCGAUCGUCCUCACCCCGAACUCGGCCACUUCUUCUACCGUGUAUGCUGCCUCACCGAGCCCGGCUGAUGCGUCGUACCCUUCGCACUACCACCACGGUCACCACGGUCACUCCCACUCCCACUCCCGCUCCUUGUCCAACACGAGCAGUGUCACAGCCGCUGCCGGACCCGCACCUGGACCCGGAAACGGUGGUGCAGCAUCGUCAUCGACUCCAACCCCAUACGGUACCCGGUCAACAAGAGCCGGAGCGGCAUCAGCGGGGUACAGCAACAACAGCAAGAGCAGCACCAACAUCAACGUCGCUGGCGUUAAGCGCGAACCCACCGAUGAUCCACAAGGCGUAAGCAAUGGGGACUACUCCUCCAACCCCAACGGUCACCAUGUGCACAACGGACCCUUGGCCGGGCUUGGCGGCACCACUCCCAGGUGGAGUGUCAGCGGCCCGAGUGAGAGCGUCGAGGGAGAUAGCGGCAGUGCUGCUUCGCCGAAGUCAACGACGACGGGGGGUGGUGGUGGACCACAGGGGAAGAAGCAGAAACGGAAUAAACCGACGCUGUCAUGUUUUGAGUGUGUAGAGAGGAAGACGAAGUGUGAUCGAGGUCGACCUCAUUGUUUAGCAUGCAUCAAACGCCAAACCGAAUGCAAAUAUGCUCACGUCGCCAACCUCCUUGAAGAAACCUCUCGCAGCGCCGCCAACGGCCGGCGAAUGACCAAGCCACCACGGAAAAAGACCACCGACCAGGCGUCAUCUUCUUCAACCACCAGCAGCACUUUCCCCACCGUCCUCCCCAACGCCGCCGACCGCGGCUUCAGCAGCGGCCGAAUACCUCUCGGCUCCAUAGCCACCUCCACCGGCCUCCUUUCCAAUGUCCCCUUUUCCGCCCCGGGCUCAUCCAACGUCUUCGGUAUCGGCUCCGAACACCCCUUUGCCAAUUACUGGACUUGCAACGGCGGCCUUCCCGAAGUCAUCGACGUUCUCCCAGCCAAAAUGCAAGUCGACCUGGUGCUACAUCGAUACUUUGAAUGCGUCGACCCCGUGUAUCCCAUGAUCCACCGGCAGACCUUCUUCGCGGACUACGAGCACUUCUGGACCAUGUCGCUGGAGGAGAAACACAAGUGCGACUCGGCGUUCAUCGCGCUGGUGUUUGUGAUGCUGGCUUUGGGCACGCAGUUUGUGGAAAGCAACCUGAGCGCGGGGGAAACAAAGCAGACGGCCGAGUUUUAUGCGAGCGCUGCGAACCAGGCGUUGAGGGUGGGCAGUUAUAUGAGCAUGGCGAGCAUCACGAGCAUCCAGGCCAUGGUGCUGAUGACGUACUUUCUGAUCAACGAUAAUCAUGCCAGCGAUGGGUGGGCGUUUGGAGGCAUUUUGAUGAGGCAGGCUUAUGCGAUGGGGCUGCAUCGGGAUCCUAAUAUUGUCGUCCCAGCAGCCCCCCUCUUCAUCAAACAACAACGCCGCAAAGUCUGGCAAGCCGUCCUCCUGCAAGACACCUUCCUAACCGUCCUCCUGUCCUUACCUCCCUCCGCCACCCACACCGACGUCAAAGUCGAAGACCUCGUCUCCAACCUCGACCCCACCUCCUCCUCUUCCUCCAUGUCCAUCGACGGCUCCGACGACCCAACAGACAUCGCGUACCUCCGCGGCUCCUGGACGCUCGCCAACCUCGUGCAAGAAACCAUCUGCAGUCCCCGCAGUCUAGAUGUCCCCAUCUGCACCACCAUCCGGCACAAAUCCAAGCUCGUCGCCGACUUCAGGGCAGUCUACCGCUCCUUCCCCGAUAUCUUUCGCAGCUGGGAUAUAGCAAUGUUAACGCAAAUGGCUGAGCGGAACAAGCGGAUCGUGCGGCAAACGCUUUUCUUAAGCUCGAAUUACUUCCACAACCUAAUGCUCGUGCACGCCUCCGAGAGUGCGGACGUGCCGGUUAAUGUGCGCGGAACGCUGGAGGCGGCGCAUGAUGCGAUAACGGCGUUCUUCGUGCUGUUCAGCUUGUUUGAGACGGAGGCGAGGGUGUGGUGGGUUUUUAACCACCGAGCAUUUCUCGAGGCGCUGUGUAUUGGGAAUGUGCUGCGGGAGGCGGCCAAGGAGGAAAACGGAGGCGGAGGCGGGGAGGGGGAGGCGAUGGCGGUGGGGAAGGAUCCGUUGUUUGUUAGGGCUAGGGGGGAUAUUCAUCAAAUGAUCAACAUCAUGCGAGCAAUGAGCGAGGGUGAACAGGGAUCGGAAACGGCCAGGACAAGGGUGCAGGUUUUGAGCGAGUUUCUUUGA